Messenger RNA from Schistocerca nitens (vagrant locust), 8439 nucleotides. It is a transcript of the gene msi, whose product is annotated as RNA-binding protein Musashi homolog 2. Lineage: Eukaryota; Metazoa; Arthropoda; Insecta; Orthoptera; Acrididae. Gene Ontology annotation, molecular function: RNA binding. The record is from RefSeq and is a predicted model, not a curated record. Gene Ontology annotation, cellular component: cytoplasm. The coding region runs from base 523 to 1584 and encodes 353 amino acids. The transcript is spliced from 5 exons.
GGACCACCCGCUCGCCUGCUGAAGUCACUAGCAGGCAGACACAGUCUGGCGAGCCUCUCACGCGGAUACAGGGCAAACGAACUCUGCAAGACACCACACAAUCGCCAGGUUACGCAUCAUGUGUGACAACAAUACAGUCUAGUGGGUGUUGUGUUGUUAUUUUGUCUAUCGUGACGCAGUAUUUUUGGAGGACGAAUUGCCGAUCGUUAUAGAAGUGCACGCCGUUGCGUCUGUCCACGAGGGGUAGCUGUUUGAAACUCGACGUUGCGCUGAGGUGCAUGUGAUAAAAUUCACUUUAUAGUAUUGUACCAGCCUGGAAAGCGGAGAUUUCCACGGACGGAAUAGUGCAGCCGCCAAACUGUACCCAGCAACAGCAUUCUUGCCCAUUCGCAUUUUCUUUCACGUCGGAGCACUCCUAUAAAGAGAUCAAGAAAAGAGAGAAGACGGAGUCCGACGACGGUUGGAGACUGAGUCCUUAUGAAGACCAGGGUGACAACGCCAUUGUAGAUUGUUCCUCUAACUAUGACGGGCAUGGAAGGAAACGGUAUAUUGAAACACGAGAUUCACAACGGAUUGGUACCAAUGAACGGAAAUCAGAAUGGAACCUCUGGAAGGUCAUCGCCAAAUGGUGGCGGUGGCAGUGGGGGUGAUCCAGCACCAGGAAAGCUAUUUGUUGGAGGUCUCAGCUGGCAGACGUCAUCAGAAAAGCUGAAGGAAUAUUUUGGGAUGUUUGGAACUGUUACAGAUGUUUUGAUUAUGAAAGAUCCAGUGACACAGAGGAGCCGUGGCUUUGGUUUCAUCACAUUUGAGGAUCCACAGACUGUUGAGAAAGUGCUCAAAGUACCAAUACACACACUGGAUGGCAAAAAGAUUGAUCCAAAACAUGCUACACCGAAGAACAGGGGCAAAGUCACCAACCGGACCAAGAAAAUAUUUGUAGGUGGUGUGAGCCAAGACACAUCAUCUGAUGAAGUGAAAGCAUAUUUCAAUCAGUUUGGAAAAGUCGAAGAAACUGUAAUGCUGAUGGACCAGCAAACAAAACGUCACAGAGGAUUCGGUUUUGUUACAUUUGAAGAUGAAGACACAGUAGACCGUGUCUGUGAGAUUCACUUCCAUACCAUCAAAAAUAAGAAAGUAGAAUGCAAACGUGCACAGCCUAAAGAAGCUGUUCAAAGUGCUCUACUGGGAAAGAGAGUAGUUUUGGGUCCUCUGGGUGUCCGGGUAGGUGCAGCACCACCUCUAACCCCUGCUGGACAGCUGGCUGCAGCACAGGUUCAUGUACAAGCUGCCGCCCAAGUGCAGAAUGCAGCAGCCCUGGCUGGUUAUGGAAAACUCUUCGGAGCAUACCCAGCACUGGCAAGUUACCGCUAUGCUCCGUAUCCCUUACCAGCUGCCGCAGCCGCUCCUGCUCCGGCUCCUACUACUGCAGCCGCAGCCGCCGCUGCUGCUGCCACACCAGCCCUGGCUCCUCCAACUGCUUUACCAGCCAACCCCUACCAGGGCUACAGUCUGACCAACGUCGAUAUGUCGAGCUUCCAAGGUGUGGACUGGGGGUCCAUGUAUGGAAUGGGAAUGUACGUCUGAAGUGUGCCAUUCCUUGCAAUUUGCUACAGGAGGUUUUGUAAAAUUGUAGUGCGAGUGUGACUUGUGAGCGUCAGCUCCCUAUCCUGUAACCUUUAAUCUUUUUUUUAGAAGAAAUUGUGAAUAGCAAGUGAAUAGUGGUGCCACUUUUGGUCUAGGAAAAAAGUAGAAAAAUUAUUAGUACCCUCCCCCACUCCACCCUACCCAGAUUCCUUCUUGUUACAGGCACAAUAUUGCAUGCUCGCUUGCUCACAAUACUGUUCCAACAUGGACUGAUGAGCAUCCCUAGCAUUAAGCAAUAACUUGCAAUAAGCAGUAUUAUUGUCGUCUUGAUAAACAUCUUCCUCUGUAACUCAUUCAGAUGGAGAAUCCUCCUAUGGAACACUGUCUGCAUGCAAGGCAAAGCCCAAAAUUUGAUAUCAGCACUGUAACGGAGGAGUGAUGUCUUCUGAUAUGAAAGUGACAGCAGCCCACAUAUUAUGGGCUGUAACAUAACUCUUAUUAAAGGCUGCUUUUCAGUGUCAAAUUGCGUUUAGGGUCUGGUAUGUGCAAUGGUAAUUAAUUGCCAUCGCUAAAUUUGAUAGGAAAAAUAACUAUCUUUUGAGUAAAAAUUAAAAUUCCAUCGUGAUAGAUUCUUCCAUUUGAGAAGUAUUAACAGAUCUUGAGAAGUCUUUGUUCUUUGUUGCCACUUUAAAGAGGCACAGUGGCAUAACAACAAAGUAUAUGCAUUUACCUGUGGGGGCAUGUUUUGAAAUUUCUUUGAAACUUUUGUGCCAGCAAAAACUUAAAUCCUGUUGAUCCAACAGCUGCAGCUUAUAAAUCUUGCUAAAUGAGACUGUUUCCCUUGAAAGAACUGCAAGUUGCAGUAUCUAGUCAGGAGGCUGAAGUGGCCUCGCACUUCCCACAUUAUCUCUCAUCUAAGCAUAAGUAAUUGUAAUUGUAAUGUGUCCCAUCGAUGUUCCACAGUGAAUUUAGUGUAGAAUAGUUCUAUUCGAGGACUGAGUAUUAUUUAUGUACCAACCGAAAUUGUUUGUUGUUCAAAUGUAAAAAAAUCUUACAUACGUACAUUUGUUCAUUCACCUGUCAACAUUCCAUAGUUCAUGUACCAUGUCAAAAUUACAUGAGGGACUUGUGUAUCUCUCAUUAUUAUGCAUCGAUUUUUCAACAUGUGAGAUUUGCGGACCAAUAAUUAACAGGAGCUCCGACUGUUCCUGCAGUGAAACUAAGAGCAUGUAUGCUGCCUUUUUAUUACUCCCCUGGGAGUAAUUUCUCCAUGCUGUCUGUUCCCCAGGGCAGGUAUUGGAAAUGUUACUAGUUGCUUUAAGGUUACUAAUAUUUAUUUGUAAGAAUAUAUUUUAUUUUCCUGUGUUCAUUUUUUAAAUUUUUUUUUAAGUAUGUGGUUAAGAGAUGUCGCCAAAUUGAAAAGCGGAAUAACUACUUUAAGUUCCUACCAUUUUGUUUUUACUGAACUGAUGUUUGAUGUUCCCAGUGCUUGUAGGGUUUGCUCUUAGUUUCGCCUGCAUCAUAAGAUGACAGUGGAAAUUGUAGGCAUAAUUUGAAAUGCCUGCAGGUCACAAAUGUAUGGUCACAAGUGUGCUUUGCCUCUAUAGAGGUUAAAAUUUUUUUGAGUGUUAAAUCCUUUUGUAAUACUGUAGAUACAACUGCCUACAUGAAAAUCAGGAACUGCAGGUAUUAUUACUCUGUGUAUACAUGAUAGUCUUUCCCAACUCUGAAGUACUUUUUGAACAUUCUCUGCAAAACCCAAGACAUGGACUUCUGCAGCCCAUGAUCACGGUUAUAGGAAAACUUACGAGCAAUUUUGGUUUAACUUAAAACUUCAUUUGUUAGCUUUACAGGUGUAGAUAAACAAUGUAAUACAUUGUUUUCUGUGUCAGGUUGUGUUGUGAUGAUAUGUAUGUUCUCUUGCAAAGUGUGACCAGUAAUGUAAUUUGUUCUUUAACGGAAAAAAAGCGUUCUGUAUGUUCUUUUGUAGUGAUAAUUCAAAGACUGAGGCAGGUGUUUCUUACGAAUAUAUGUAUAGUUGAAGUUUUUGUUUGUAUCCUAGAAUGGAUGUAAGACUGGAUGCUAAUCAAGCAGCCAGCUUUCAUAGGGUAAGAUAAAGGGUUUUCGCAGAGAAUUAAUCCCAAGCAGAAGGGAGAUAUGAGUGCAUUUGUGAUAUAAUUUAUAAGCUUGUUAAGCUUAACAAGUAAUUUAAUUUAUCAUUAAAAAUUAAAUUUAUUUUGCAUGGUGCCAUUUACCAUGCUCAUAACUCCGAUAUUAAUGGUUAUAUCUACUCUUUGUUCAUAUGUUCCUUUUGCUUGGGUGACAAUACCCUUUUAUAAUAUUAAAACAGCAAUAAGUGUUUUAAGGAAAGAAAGGAUGAAACCCUCUAUUUUUGUAUUUAAUUCUAAAUGAUAAGAGCAAAUAAAGUUUGUAUUUUUUCUUUGAAAGUCUCUCUUGUGGUGUUCAUGCAGGCACCACAAUGAAGGAAAAUAUUUUAAAAGAGAGGGUUGGUCUGAAAACAGAAAAAACAACAAAAAACAGAACUAUGUACUCCUUAUCCUUACUUCUACUAGUUAUUUCUGUUUUUGGUGGUUUGUCGUAUUUUAAAAGUUGUAGUAAUAAGUACACUUUACUAGUUCCUUAGUGUUAGAUGUUUUUUGUAGUCUGUGUGUAGUAGUAGUGGGGCUGGAUGGACUGCCAUCUGGUAGCAAAUACUUGCACUUGUAGAGCAGUUCUGAAUAAAGUAGUUUCAUAGUAGACCAGCUGCUUGAUGGUAUUAUUCCUUACUUGUAUUUUUGCUUGGUUGGCCUGGAACUUAACUGUUUUCAGCUUUGGAAGUUGGGGGAGAGAGUGGUUGAAAGGAGUUACUGCUAUUAACCAAUCACUGCUUUACUGUGAUGUUGUGACAGAAGUCAUUGCCUACACUCCUUCUAUGUGUAUGGCAUUAGUGUUUUUGCAGCUGAGGACGACCAGUUGUAGCUCCCCAAAAACGUGUGUAAUAAAAUACAUUGGUUCAGUGCCUUACAAAGAUGUACUGACAAAUAUGCAUGGCAUCGAUUAUAGGGUCAGAUCCUCAGUGCAAUUAAGCUAUGACCUCCAUCUCUGUGUAAAACCUGCAUCCUGUUGUAACUAAUCUUUUGUGUAGGUUUUGAAGUGCGGAGCAUGCCUAACAUGGAUCUGAAACUAAUGUGUAUUUGUUUCUCACAUGCAGCCUCAAAACAAUAUCCCUGUUGUGACUUCACUCAGUGCUUAAAAGAAAUCGUGCAGUGUCUUCGUAAAUUGCCUGUUGCUGAGAUGUGCUCAGGGAUAACAGCAGGCAUGUGCUAAUCCUGGAGUAGAUGCCUCUUGUUAAUCCUGAUAAAACUCCUUGAAACACUCAACUCCAACAAAAUUUUUAAAUUUUUCACUGGAUGCACUCGGCAACUGUAGUUUCCUAUCAAGUUUUUUGGUGUGCGAGAAUUAAUUUAUUGACGGAUGGCGUGUACCGCAGUUGGAUCUCGACACGGAGUUUGCACUCAGUUUUAACAUAAAAUAAUUUGAGUAUCCCUGGUGUCAUGUGUGCGUUGUUCACUGUACUGAUAGUAGCUGUACUUUGUUUUUCAAGCCUUGUCAUUUCGGGGAUAGUUUUGUUUUCCUUUGUGUGCGUACUGCUUUUAGUUUUACAAAACCUCACUAAACCUGGCUUCCAAAUACUUGCGUUUGGCAAAUAGGGGUUCUCCCUGUAAAAUAGUAGACCCGAGUAUUGCCAGCAAAAUAUGCAGUGUAUGUAUUGAUGGUAGCAUGUAUAAUAAACGCAGGGAAGGGGAUUACAAUUGCAGUAUGGGUACUGCUGUACUUAAACAUUCAUUUACCCUACACGGUAGCUGAGGGUAAAAACUAAGUGUGACAGUAUUCAGCACUUAACGUUUUUUGUUAAGUGCUUCAAACACUUUUCUUGCACCUUCUCAUAUAUAUUUUUUUCUAGCACAAUGAAUUUUUGUUAUUGCUGCUCCCAUUAUUGCUGGAAAUCCUGUAGAGCACUUUAAUUAAAUUUUUGAUAUGCUUUUAUGUUUUUUUAAAGAGUACAGAUUUCUGAUUAUUUGAAGUAUGACUUGCUCACAACUUACUCGGUUAUUAGGUUAGUUUAUUAAAUGGAGUACAACAAUGGGCAAUCAAGAAGUUAAGCUUCAUACAUGCUAACCUGCAUAUCAAGAGCAGGUCUUACAAUGCUACGUUGAUGUGCACGACCAGAGAAGCUUUUGGACUGCUGUACUUAUCAAGCUCAUUAGUAAGAGCACAGCUUCUACAUCCAUAUUUAGUAGAAGUGAGUGUAAUUUUCAUAACAGUCUCAAAAUGCCAGCCUGAGUUUUUGGCUACUGCGUAACAAAGAGCGCUCAUUGUUUGCAUGAGAGACUGCUAUACAAGAAAUGGGGGUGUGGGAUGUUGUUGGUGGUUAAGUAAUAAGCUUCAGCUCGUAAAACAGAAGAGAACUGUUGUGAACGACUGUUAAAUUGUCAGAAUUUCACUGCUGUUUGUUGUGCAUGUCAGCGUAGUAAUAGAUCUCAUUUAGGCUGUUAGGAAAUACAUAAAUAUCUAGUAUUACCUGUUAAGUGUAGUUUGUAGUGAAUCGGAAGUAUUCUGCAGUUAUAGUUGAGCUACACAGAGGCUUGAAUAAUUAAAGCUUAGAAAUUGAUUUGUGUAGAAUGAAAAAUUCUCAUGGAACACGCAACUCGAUAUACAUAACAAAAUGAUAAAAGUUCAAAAGUGUUCACUGGAUGUGCUGAUCUGGGGAAAAAACACGAAGUACUCACAUUUAGUGAAGAGGGUACACAGCAGUUGCUGUUGUAGUACCUGGCUUAAGACUGAAAUUUUAAUUUGGGAGUAGUUUAAUACCAAGAGUUCGGCCUAAGAUUAAAAUUUUGUCAUCUUUUAGAUAUAAAAAAUAUCUUGGGACACAAGCUUGUUAAAGGGCCCCAGAAGCAAAUAAUUCCAUGAAAGAUGGAAGAUAUUUAUAAUGACUACAGCAGAAACGUGGUUUGUAUGAAAUCACCUCUGCAAAAAAAAGGGGACACAAAACUUUGGUGUCAGCAGCUAAGUGCAUGUGGCCUAAAAUAGGUGUCCCUGUGUUUCUAGUCUACUACUCUAGUCCAGUAGUCCUUUAAUGUGACAGUACUGUGAUUAUUUUUGAAGGAGUUUUGGAAACAUUAUUGAUAACUUUCUUCAGAUACUGGUGUGCUCAUUGAAUUACACUUUUUGGAGCACAGGCCUUAAAACUGCAACUUUCAACUAACACAGAUAUUUAUUUUAUCCGGUUAGUCUUUACUUAGUUUUAUGAAUACUGUUUGUUCCACACACACCUUUAGAACUGUGGUAGCUGAAAUCUUAAAAAGGAAGUUGAUGUGUGUAAAAUCAGAAGUGAAAAAUGUGUAAAGUCUUCCAAGAGGCUUGUGAGCAAUGCAACACACCACCUUCUGAAGGCACUUUGCUGUGAAGGCAACCUACGUAGAAAUAGUCUGUUGAUGCGUUACAACCUUUAAAAAGAAAACUGUCUUGUGAUUGUAUACUAAAAUGUGAUAUCUGAUGUUGAUAUUUUAGAUCAUAUACAUAUCCCAUGCAAUACCUACUUUAACUCUUGAACCUGUUGUGUACAAAUUGUGAAUGUUUUAAUGUUAAUUCGAGACCAUAAGUGCUGUAUUCAAUCCUGUCUUCCUAAAAUUGUACUGCAAAUAAUUGAGGUGGGACCAUAAUUAGAAUGCCCUUGAUAAUUUCUCACUUAACAGAAAUACCACUUAAACUAAGUAAUAUUUAAUUUUUUAAUACAUAUAUUAAAUGACAUUCAUCUCUAAAGUAUUAAACCCAGACUGGCACAUAACUUGUCAUAGAGAGAACUGUAUUAGUGUAAUAGUUAAUGAGCAGUAAUUUUAGAAGGUGGAUAUAGUGAUGUUUCGUAUCUAAAUGCAUGGUGCACGACUUAAUACUAGGUGUCCUCAGUAGCCAGCAGACCUUGGUCCUGCCUAUCCCCACCAACUGAACAGUUGUACAGGUGCAUCACAUCUGCAGUGUCUUCAGUCAGCUUUAUCAUUUUUUCAGGUGAGUGAAUGUAUACAUAAAUAUAUACGUAUUACAUGUAAAACACACGCUUUCACAGAGAAACAACAUGGCAGUUAUUUUCAACAUUUUUGUAUUGGAAUGAAAUGCACUAGAAGUUGUUACUUAUUGGAAAAUCCUUGCAACGAUUGGGUUGAAGUACUUAAGCAAUCAUUAUUACGGUUUCAUUGUGAAAUAGCCAUACCACUCAUGAGAGAAUAAAGGACAAUUUUAAGAUUGUUAGCUUACACAUUUUUACUGUUCUACAACCCGAGACACAGUUUUGUUAGAUCUUGAAGCAGUUUGUGGGAUUUUUUGUUCUUGCAUGAAUAUUUUAUGACCUGCACGAUUAAUUUCAUGACUGGAUUUAAAUGCUCAUAAGUAAUAGGAUGAUGCUUACAAGCACACUAUUGGGAGUCUUUUUCUUCAAUCUUUCAUUUCUGCACUACAGAUUUUGACCUCACAUCGCAUAAAUAAUUCACCUAUGUAUGUACAUAUGAAGAAUCAUAUUUUUGUUUUAUACAGGUGAAAUACUGUUUGUGCUCGACAAUAUUCUGGUUCGGAGGAGUAUUUUAUGUUAACACUAUAAUAGCAUUAGCACUAUUGUGCUCGCUAGCUAGAUGGUUGCUCAGUGAUACUGUGGAUGACACUAAUGUAUGAUGAGUACAACGUGCUGGACUUUUGUGUAUCUGUUGACAGCAUUUUGUAAAAUUUAUCAGUAUGAAGAAAAUAUUAUUUGAAAUAAUUCUAUGUAAUGUUCUAAAAUUAAUUAAAUGGGAGUUUUCGCAG